UACAACUCACGCAGGUGAAAAUACCGCAGGUCGCGGUGUUCGUUUGCUGCAGUCGCAGUCGUGCACCGAUCUUGAACUUCAACGGUUUACCGGAAAAUCGCUUGGACGACGUGUGUUGGAUAAAAAUUGUGCACCAGUAAUCGAUCUUUCAGCAAGAUGUUCACCUGCGGGCUUCUGAUUGCCCUCCUGGUCCUGUACGUGAUCUGGGACGUCAACUACUUCAUACGAUGCGUGGCAACGCUCGGCUAUGGAAUGCUAUUCCAGCGAAAGCGGAAAGUGACUGACCAAACGACCAUCUACGGCCUGUGCACCACCCAGGACGUGGACAUCUUCAUCCGGCACAUGAACAACGCUCGUUACAUCCGCGAGCUGGACUUUGCCCGGUUCCAUUUCUACGGGCUGACCGGCAUCUAUGGGAAAAUCAAGGCCAAGGGUGGCGGUGCCGUGCAGGGAGCGUCCAGCGUGCGCUACCGUCGAACCAUUCCGAUCUUCAAUGCGUACAAAAUCACCACCAAGUUGGUGUGGUGGGACGACAAGGCGAUCUACCUGGAGCAGCAGUUUGUCACGUUGGCCGACGGAUUCGUGCGGGCGGUGGCCAUGUCCAAGCAGUGCAUCACCAAGGUCAACGUGCUGGAUCUGAUGAAGGAAUUUCCGGGAGUGGAAAAGCAACCGGAGAUGCCUGCCGAGUUGCAGCAGUGGUUGGAAUCGAUCGAAACGUCCAGCCAAAAACUUCGGAAGGACAAGUAGGGUGUGUACCGAGAUAACCCAAAGCAGCCUGGUGUCCAGAUGGCUUUCGGAUCAUCGAUGGCCUAGGAUACUGUUUGUAAUAUUUAUUGCAUUCCCGUGGAGCGGUAUAUAGAAUUAAUAAUACAAAAAUGUUUAAUAUUUAAAACAGACUAAAAUGCAUUGCCUCGAAUAAAUAGCUCUUUUUCCAAAGGAA
Messenger RNA from Aedes albopictus (Asian tiger mosquito), 940 nucleotides. RefSeq names its product protein THEM6. The transcript is spliced from 2 exons. The record is from RefSeq and is a predicted model, not a curated record. Lineage: Eukaryota; Metazoa; Arthropoda; Insecta; Diptera; Culicidae. The coding region runs from base 157 to 747 and encodes 196 amino acids.